AUGACGUCGAUGCAAGUAAUGACGGAUAGCUUCCGCAAUGUGUUUAAGUCGGAGCGCCUCGUCUACACGGCCCUCGACGAAACGGACCGCUCAGCAGACGCGGAGGAGCCGGAACCCAUCGGCUUCGUCGUCCUAGGCAAGUCGUUUCCCGAGUGCGCCGAGUAUAGUCUUGGCUUUCUGCAGGAGCACCUGAAUAAGGGCUACGGACGCGAGGCCAUCCGCUGGGCGGCCAACUAUGCGUUUACGUGGUGCAACCUGCACCGGGCGGGCGAUGCCAAGCAGUGGCUGCCGCGGUCGUAUUACUUCAAGGACGUCAUGAAUGCGUGGCGGGGAGAUAUCCGAUCGAGCAUUGAGUGGAAGUAG
This is a messenger RNA of Akanthomyces muscarius, 363 nucleotides long. RefSeq lists its product as uncharacterized. The record is from RefSeq and is a predicted model, not a curated record. The transcript has 3 exons. The coding region runs from base 1 to 363 and encodes 120 amino acids. NCBI's taxonomy places the organism in Eukaryota, Fungi, Ascomycota, Sordariomycetes, Hypocreales, Cordycipitaceae. Gene Ontology annotation, molecular function: acyltransferase activity, transferring groups other than amino-acyl groups.